AUGUCUGCUGUGCCCACCACUGCUGCGCCCGCAGCACCUGGCACACUGACUGCUAUCGCCACUCCCCAGGUUAAUUCAGCCACCCAAGGAGCGCCCCAGGCGGCCAACGGCGACACCCCACCUCUCGAUUGGGAAUCCGAGAUCCAGCUCGUGUCCUCAUUAGCAAAACUUCAAGAACUUGAAAGAAAAAUCCAUGAACUGCGCCAACUUGUGCCCGGCAAGCUUCUAGAGCCAUUACAAUCCCUCACAAAUCCUAAAUGGGGACCACAAGGUAGCUCCUUUGCCGAUUCUCCGGUUCAAUUACGCGAGGGACUGGAACAAGCCGCGCGCACUCAACUCGCCAAUAUCGAGAACUUCAAGAGCAUGUGGCAGGGUCCAGAGCUGCAACCUGUCUGGGCGCAUGUGGAGUCCCGCCUCAAGGAUUCCGCCGGGCAGAUCGUGCAACCCACAGGGAUGUGGGAAAGGGACUACGAUGUGCUUCUCGAGGAGCUUCUCAAGGUCGAGCGGGGCAAGGAUGAAGAGCUUCUGCGCGAAGACGAGGAAGCUGAGCGGGCUAAGGCGCAAUCAUCGGAGGGAGAGUGGCAAGGUGUUGUGGAGAGCUUUAUCCAACGGAAUCUGCCUGGUGUGCGUGUGAUCAAGGAGCAAGAAACGCUUUCGCUGGCGAUCGCGCUUGUCAAGGCCGGGGUUAUCUUCCACGUUGCGGGCGUGAAGGAGCCUGACGCGCCAGGCGUGGCUGAUUGGCACGUCUCAAGCAGAGCUCCGCCUGGUCGCGUCCCGACGAAGCUUGAGAAUUCAAUGACGGAGUGUCUCAACUCACGGCCACGGAAAUGGGAUCUGGCUUUCCUGCUGGACAUGAUCUCGUCAUACGCAGACCUCAAGCAGACCUCGUGCGUGAAGUGUAACAAGCUCACCAACAACUCCGCCCAGCUGCCAACUAUCCGCCGAGCUCAGUCUACCCAGCCGUCCCAAGGCGAGCCACGUACGUUCGCAUUCGACGCAUUGCAUUCCAGUUGUGUGUAA
This is a messenger RNA of Penicillium canariense, 1020 nucleotides long. Its product is annotated as RNA polymerase II mediator complex subunit MED27 domain-containing protein. The coding region runs from base 1 to 1020 and encodes 339 amino acids. The transcript is spliced from 3 exons. Gene Ontology annotation, cellular component: mediator complex. NCBI's taxonomy places the organism in Eukaryota, Fungi, Ascomycota, Eurotiomycetes, Eurotiales, Aspergillaceae. The record is from RefSeq and is a predicted model, not a curated record.